Messenger RNA from Phytomonas sp. Hart1, 430 nucleotides. Lineage: Eukaryota; Euglenozoa; Kinetoplastea; Trypanosomatida; Trypanosomatidae. The record is from the annotation of a GenBank genome assembly.
GAGUUGCAUUUUAAAAAAUAUAGUCCGUGGGUUUUUUAUCGUUGUUCUUUUCCUCACCGAGGAGGGUUUUCCGAUUUUUAUGCAAUUCACGAGGUGGUGGGCCGGGUCGAAAAAAAAUUUACGCCUGCGGUGCGCGCAAUGUUUGGCCCUUUUGCCGGCCUCUCAUUUCCCCCAUCGUCCCGGCCCACAUCGAACUUUGACGUGUUUGCAGUGCAAGCGGCUCUGCGUGAUGUGCGGGAUUCGCAAGACGUUGGAUAAUUUCCCCAACGAACACGCCGACGACUGCCAUCGCUGUCUGGCGAAGCAGCACCUCGCGUCGACGAAUGUUUAUUUCCGAUAUCCCAUUUUGAAAUACAAGGCCUGUCCUUUCAGCGUGGAUGAAAUGCGGGACGGGUUAAGGAGGGAUGGCGACCCACGCGAAAAACGAUGA